GGAGCCGGCCGCGCGGAGCCGGGUCGGCGGGCGCAGUCGCCGCUGCUUCGGGUUCCAUCUCCGCCUUUCGCGCGUUCUCCGGACAGCGUCUCCUGCCGGGCCGCAGUCGCCGCCACCUCGCCGCCCCGCCUGGUGAAUGGCUACUCCAUGACCCCCCCAACCCUGAACAUCACAGAAGAAGUGCACAUCAUCAACACCAGUGACAGCCUGGCCAUCUCCUGCAGGGGACAGCACCCCCUCGAGUGGGCCUGGCCAGGGGCUCCAGAGGCACCGGCAACAGGGGAGAAGGACAGCGAGGACUCAGGGGUCGUGCAAGACUGUGAGGGCACAGACACGAGGCCCUACUGCAAGGUGCUGCUGCUGAACGAGACCCACGCCAACAACACAGGCAGCUACCGCUGCUACUACAAGUACAUCAGUGCCCGCAUUGAGGGCACCACAGCUGCCAGCACCUAUGUGUUUGUUAGAGACUUUGAACAGCCAUUCAUCAACAAAGCCCACACACUCCUGGUCAACAGGAAGGACUCCAUGUGGGUGCCCUGCCUGGUGUCCGUCCCUGGCCUCAAUGUUACACUGCACUCGCAAAGCUCAGUGCUGCGGCCUGAUGGGCACGAGGUGGUGUGGGAUGACCGCCGGGGCAUGCGUGUGUCUACGUCACUCCUGCGUGAUGCGCUGUACCUGCAGUGUGAGACCAGCUGGGGCGGCCAGGACUUUUACUCCAGCCCCUUCCUCGUGCACAUCACAGGCAAUGAGCUCUAUGACAUCCAACUGUUCCCUAAGAAGUCCCUGGAGCUGCUGGUUGGAGAGAAGCUGGUCCUGAACUGUACUGUGUGGGCCGAGUUCAACUCGGGUGUCACCUUCGCCUGGGACUAUCCGGGGAAGCAGGCAGAUCGGGGUAAGUGGGUACCCGAGCGGCGCUCCCAGCAGACUCACACAGAGCUCUCCAGCAUCCUGACCAUCUACAACGUCAGCCAGCAUGACCUGGGCCGGUAUGUGUGUGAGGCCAACAAUGGCAUCCAGAAGUUCCGGGAGAGCACCGAGGUCAUUGUACAUGAAAAGCCCUUCAUCAGUGUCGACUGGCUCAAAGGACCAGUCCUGGAGGCCACAGCCGGGGACGAGCUGGUGAAGCUGCCUGUGAAGCUGGCAGCUUACCCGCCACCGGAAUUCCAAUGGUACAAAGACAGAAAGGCAGUGACUGGGCGCCACAGUCCCCAUGCCCUGGUGCUCAAAGAGGUGACUGAGGCCAGCGCAGGGAUCUACACCCUCGCCUUGUGGAACUCCGCGGCCGGCCUGAAAUGCAACAUCAGCCUGGAGCUGGUGGUGAAUGUGCCUCCCCACGUGCAUGAGAAGGAGGCCUCCUCCCCCAGCACCUACCCCCGCCACAGCCGCCAGGCCCUCACCUGCACGGCCUACGGGGUGCCCCCACCUCUCCAUGUCCAGUGGCACUGGCGACCAUGGACACCCUGCAAGACCUUUGCUCAGCGCAGCCUCCGCCGACGACAGCAGCGAGAUGGCAUGCCACAGUGCUGGGAUUGGAGGGAGGUGACCAUGCAGGAUGCUGUGAACCCCAUCGAAAGCCUGGACACUUGGACCGAGUUUGUGGAGGGAAAGAACAAGACGGUGAGCAAGCUGGUGAUCCAGGAUGCCAACAUGUCUGCCAUGUACAAGUGUGUGGUCUUCAACAAGGUGGGCCAGGACGAGCGGCUCAUCUACUUCUAUGUGACCACCAUCCCUGACGGCUUCAGUAUCGAGGUGGAGCCCUCCGAGGACCCCCUAGAGGGCCAGUCUGUGCGCCUCAGCUGCCAAGCUGACAACUACACGUACGAGCAUCUACGCUGGUACCGCCUCAACCUGUCCACGCUGCAUGAUGCUCACGGGAACCCACUGCUGCUCGACUGCAAGAAUGUUCACCUGUUCGCCACACCGCUAGACGCCAGCCUGGAGGAGGCUGCGCCCGGAGCGCGCCACACCACACUUAGCCUGAGCAUCCCGCGAGUGGCCCCUGAGCAUGAGGGCGACUACGUGUGCGAGGUGCAGGACCGGCGCACUCAGGACAAGCAGUGCCACAAGAAGUACCUGUCCGUGCAGGCCCUGGAAGCCCCCCGCCUCAUGCAGAACUUGACGGACCUCCUGGUGAAUGUGAGCGACUCCCUGGAGAUGCGGUGCCCGGUGGCGGGAGCGCACGUGCCCAGCAUCGUGUGGUACAAAGACGAAAAGCUGCUGGAGGAAGAGUCUGGAAUCGACUUGGCAGACUCCAACCAGAAGCUGAGCAUCCAGCGCGUGCGCGAGGAGGACGCCGGGCGCUAUCUGUGCAGCGUGUGCAACGCCAAAGGCUGCGUCAACUCCUCCGCCAGCGUGGCGGUGGAAGGCUCCGAGGAUAAAGGCAGCAUGGAGAUCGUGAUCCUCAUCGGCACCGGGGUCAUCGCUAUCUUCUUCUGGGUCCUGCUCCUCCUCAUCUUCUGUAACAUGAGGAGGCCGACCCACGCGGACAUCAAGACAGGCUACCUGUCCAUCAUCAUGGACCCGGGGGAGGUGCCCCUGGAGGAGCAAUGCGAGUACCUGUCCUACGACGCCAGCCAGUGGGAGUUCCCGCGGGAGCGGCUGCACCUGGGGAGAGUCCUUGGCCACGGGGCCUUCGGGAAGGUGGUGGAAGCCUCCGCCUUCGGCAUCAGCAAAGGCAGCAGCUGUGACACCGUGGCUGUCAAAAUGCUAAAAGAGGGCGCCACGGCCAGCGAGCACCGCGCGCUGAUGUCGGAGCUCAAGAUCCUGAUCCACAUCGGUCACCACCUCAACGUGGUCAACCUGCUGGGGGCGUGCACCAAGCCCAACGGCCCCCUCAUGGUCAUCGUGGAGUACUGCAAGUACGGCAACCUCUCCAACUUUCUGCGCGGCAAGCGCCAGGCCUUCAGCCCCUACGCGGAGAAGUCGCCCGCGCAGCGGAGGCGCCUCCGCGCCAUGGUGGAGGGCGCUGAGGCUGAUCAGAGGAGCCCGGCAAGCGGCGACCGGGCCCUGCUCACCCGAUUCCUGAUGGGCAAGGGAGGGGCGGGGCGGGCUCCUCCUGUCCGAGAAGCCGAGGACCUGUGGCUGAGCCCACUGACCAUGGAAGACCUUGUCUGCUACAGCUUCCAGGUGGCCCGGGGAAUGGAGUUCCUGGCCUCCCGCAAGUGCAUCCACAGAGACCUGGCUGCUCGAAACAUCCUGCUGUCUGAAAGUGACGUGGUGAAGAUUUGUGACUUCGGCCUGGCCCGAGACAUCUACAAAGACCCUGACUACGUGCGCAAGGGCAGCGCCCGGCUGCCCCUGAAGUGGAUGGCCCCUGAGAGCAUCUUUGACAAGGUGUACACCACACAGAGUGACGUCUGGUCCUUCGGGGUGCUGCUCUGGGAAAUCUUCUCCCUGGGGGCCUCCCCGUACCCAGGGGUGCAGAUCAAUGAGGAGUUCUGCCAGAGGCUGAAAGAUGGAACCAGGAUGAGAGCCCCGGAACUGGCUACCCCUGCCAUACGCCGCGUCAUGCUGAACUGUUGGUCUGGAGACCCCAAGGCAAGGCCUGCUUUCUCAGAGCUGGUGGAGAUCCUGGGCGACCUGCUUCAGGGAGGGGGCUGGCAGGAGGAAGAUGAGGACUGCAUGGGCCCAUGCGACUCUCAGAGCUCAGAGGAUGGCAGCUUCUUGCAAGCAUCCACCACAGCCCUGCAUGUGACCGAGCCGGACAGUGGGGACAGCCCACCAAGCACACAUCGUCACAGCCUGGCUGCCAGAUACUACAAUUGUGUGUCUUUUCCUGGAUCCCUGGCCAGGGGGACUCAGACCCAGGGUCCCUCUAGGAUGAAGACGUUUGAGGAAUUCCCCAUGACCCCGACAGCCUGCAAAGCCCCUGUGGAUAACCAGACGGACAGCGGAAUGGUGCUGGCCUCUGAGGAGUUUGCACAGAUCGAGAGCAGGCACAGACAAGAAGGUGGCUUCAGCUGUAAAGGACCUGGCCAGGAGGUGGACGUGACAAGGGCGCACCCUGAGCCCCAGGGCAGCCGGCGGCGUCCCGACCAGGAAGCCCAAGGAGGCCAGGUGUUUUUCAACAGCGAGUACGGGGCGCUCUGCAGGCCGCUGGAGGAGGGCGGCUGGGCCCCGGCCGCCGGCGCGCCGCUCUCAGACCGCAGCUACUAGGCCCGCUGACCCCGGGCUCCUACAGCGGGGCAGGGGACACCCCGGGGCCCGAGUAGAGAGCAGGAGGCCCAGGCUGGGCGUCACCUCCUUCAGCUCAGCCUGAGGCGCUUCUUCCCUUGACUCCAGGCUGGAGGGCUGCAGAACUCUGUCGCCUUGAUGUCCUGAGGCCCCACCUCCAGGCACCCCCAGCCCCUUCUCAGGUGCAGACGCCGCUCAUCCCAGCGACCCUGGCCACGGGUGCUGGCGCUGGGCCAGCCUCUCCCAGGACACUGGCUUGCAAUUACUCCUUCUACCACAGCGGCUGGGUGACACAGGCUCCGUGUUCUGAGGAGGAGUGUGCGUGUCUGGGACUCCGGGGCUGGGGGCAGAGCUCCUUUCGAGCCGCAUCUCGCAGCUCCCACCCAAAUCAGCCUCCGCUUCCUCUGGGGAAGGCACGCUUCACCACUCUAGAGACUGCAGAGAGCACCGUGUUUCCUCCUCACAGCAGCAAAGGACGAACUGGGGGUGGGCUGCUCUCCUGAGCCCCACCUACUGGCCCCUGGGGUGACCCAGCUCCAGGGAGUGAGGCAGAAGGUCUGCCUGAGUGUGGAGGGCCAGCCCGCAGACACCUUCUUUCACUAGAACCUCAGGAGUCUCAGCUUCUGUGAUUCCAAUUUUCAAAACUUCAGCUGGAAGGAAGCCCCCUUUUUUAUUGAAACUAGGCAGUUCUUGGUUGAGACGUAGUCCCCAUGACCUGUCUCUCUCAGAAGACCCCCAGCCUCACAUACCUGGUCCAGAAUCAAGAACCAACCCGCAGCCCAGAGUGGCCCCCCUGGCUUUUCCCCUGGGGCCUGAUCUUCAGCCCCAGGUGCCUCCAAGACUGGAGCACUGUGGGUUCCACCCGGAAGGGCUUUGGGGCUGGCACAGAGAUAGUGUGGCCUGGUGCCACACACUCACUGCAAGAUGUUCUGCGGAUCCUGGGAGGACCUUGCCCUGCCUUCUGCUUCCCUCUUGCCUACUGUGGCACUUUUGGCCCCACAGGGGAGCAACCAAGCUUCCCUGGAGGUGAAACCAUUCUGUCCAGACCCUGUCCCAGCUUACACUGCCCAGCCUCCCUGCCAAGAGAAAGAGCCUCAUCUUGGUCAGCACCACAGAUUGCAGCCCCCGCCCCUGCCCAAGAUGCUUGCAGGACAGGCGGCUGGUGAGGGGGGGCCUAGCUGCAAAUCCUCCCCACAGAGCACGUGGAGACCCCAUGACACAGUGGUGCAUGUGUGACGGGUCCUCGCUGACCCCGGACCUCCUUCAUCUGCAUGGCGCCUGGCCUCAGGCUCACCCGGGGACAGUCCAGAGGACGCUGUCUCUGAGGACUGAAACCAGCAGUGUGGGUGCAGCCCCGAGUACCUCCUGCUCGGUCUCCUCUCUUCUGUCAUGUAACUGCACACACAACUAUGUACUGGGGAAGGAAACCCACUGUGUCCUUGUAGACAUGUUCUCUGAAAGAUCUAAAAUAUUUAACAAAAGAUAAUAAUAAAUCAGAUGCCAGUCUCUGA
Molecule: messenger RNA, 5687 nt
Organism: Chinchilla lanigera (long-tailed chinchilla)
Lineage: Eukaryota; Metazoa; Chordata; Mammalia; Rodentia; Chinchillidae
Gene: Flt4
Product: fms-related tyrosine kinase 4
Biological process (GO): positive regulation of kinase activity; protein phosphorylation; cell surface receptor protein tyrosine kinase signaling pathway
Cellular component (GO): signaling receptor complex
Molecular function (GO): ATP binding; transmembrane receptor protein tyrosine kinase activity
Source: RefSeq, a predicted model, not a curated record